UACACCACGUGUGUCGCGUGAGGUCAUUGGAAACUACAAACGUGGGAUGUGUUUGGGUAGUGAGAUGUUAAUAGCGACGAAAUGCUGUACCGCGUAGUUUCAAAAUUAUCACAUCGAAACACACCGUCGCACUAACGAAAAGAAAGUGACGAUUAUAUUUCGAAAGACUUAUGAGUUGCCUGACAACAAAUAUUAAGAAUUGGGAUUAGUAAAAUGUCUGGCGAAGACGACAAUGAAGAAUUGGCUUCCUCGGAGCUUGGAACGAUUGAAUACUGGGACAAAACGUAUUCAACAGAGAUUCAGAAUUUUGAAGACCAUGGUGACAUAGGAGAAGUCUGGUUCGGAGAAGACAGUGCAUUGAGGGUUGUCAGGUGGUUAUGUGAUAAUCCAGCAGUGAAAAGAGAUGACAGGAUUUUGGAUGUUGGCUGUGGCAAUGGAAUGUUGCUCAUAGAGUUGGCUCGUGAAAAGUUCUGUGAUCUGACAGGCAUUGAUUACUCCCAGAAUGCCAUUGAACUAGCCAAUGCUGUUGCAAGAAAGCAGAAUAUUGAUAUUAAAUAUUAUGUCUGUGACAUGUUGGCAAAUUACGACGAGCUAAUUGAGGGUGGCACAUUGCUGAAAGAGUAUGACAUUGUUUUAGACAAAGGUACAUAUGAUGCAGUUAGUCUACAUCCAGUAGAUGCUAAGAAAAAGAGAGAAAAAUAUAUUGAAAACAUCCACAGGAUACUGUCGCAAACUGGAAUGUUUGUUAUAACAUCCUGUAAUUGGACACAAGAUGAACUAAUUUCUCAUUUCAAAGCAAAAUUUGAACUCCUUGAUAUCAUCCCAACACCAAAAUUUCAAUUUGGUGGGAAAACUGGCAGCCUGAUCACAUCUCUCGUUCUUCGGAAAUGCUAAAUAUUGUGCCUGUAAAAAUGUUUGCAGUGAAUUUGAUGCUUUUUUUAUGUUUCUAUUAAAAUAUUACAAAGACAAGUAAGAAUAUAAAGCAAUUUCAUGCAUAUGUAAUGGAUGUUAUAAAAAUUCUUUGUGCAAUUAUUUCUUCUUAGUAACUUUAUUUUUAAACAUUUGCUUGACAAUAAGAUGUUCCUUAGUUGAUUUGCUGUUUAUUUUAAGUGUAUGUUUACUUAUUGCUGUAACGUUACAUGUGUUUCAUGUAUUUGUUGUAUCACACAAUUUAGUGAACAAAAUAUUGUUAUUCAUUGUAAAUGCAAGUUAUCAUUGAGUGGACAGCAAGGUGAGGUAGUCAGUACAGAACUUGUACUUUUUAAGCAGAAAUUUUUUCUGAACACAAUUAUCUCCCUUUUGUAGGCAAUUCACUCUGAUAAUGGAAGACAUCUUUCAGAAUUUGAGUCCUGGUCUGGCACACAAUGUUCAUCACAGCAUGUACCCAAUUAAAUGAUAAAAAUAUGUAAUCCCAUAAGAUUUUCUUUCUUUAACUGAAUGUGAAAGGCAAAAAUGAAAUGCUUCAUAAUUUUUUCUAACUGAAAGCAAAAAGUGUAUGUAGUUAUGCUCUUACUCACCUAUUUAUAUCUUAAUACAUGCCUUUUCCCAUCCAGUCUUGCCCUGUACUCUCCCUCCCUCCCCCCCUCCCCCUCC
This is a messenger RNA of Schistocerca americana (American grasshopper), 1593 nucleotides long. Its product is annotated as EEF1A lysine methyltransferase 2. Bases 214 to 894 code for a protein of 226 amino acids. The transcript has 5 exons. Gene Ontology annotation, cellular component: cytoplasm. Gene Ontology annotation, biological process: peptidyl-lysine monomethylation; peptidyl-lysine dimethylation. The record is from RefSeq and is a predicted model, not a curated record. Lineage: Eukaryota; Metazoa; Arthropoda; Insecta; Orthoptera; Acrididae. Gene Ontology annotation, molecular function: protein-lysine N-methyltransferase activity.